AGGGUUCGCAUAGGGCGUCGCUAUUUCUUCUCGUGCAUUCAUUCUGGUCGUUUGAUUCUGUGGCAUUUGCAUUUGCUCGCUGCAAUCCGAUGAAAGGCAAAGAAGUAGCCCUUACAACACGCGUAACGCAGAAUAUCAGAUGAAACAGAAGUACUUACGCAUUGCCGCACGACAUAGGUGGACAUUUUCUUCUUGCGCCAUGUCGUAGUUGUCAAGCGCCAACCAGCAGAGAGAUGCCGCAAAUCGACGCCAGCUGUUCACCGCCCCUGAAACGGGCGCGCAACAAGCAGGGCCCCGAACCGCCAGGAGACAUGGUGGACGAAAGUGCCGCAGCGGAAGCUGCGGCAAAGCAGGCGAAGGAAGCCAAGAAGCAGAUGGACCGCCACCGGCAAAUCCAGCGCGUGCUUGGGCGGAUGAUCAACGAUCAGGUCAAGGAAAACGGCGAAAAGACACAGCGGAUUUACCUUUCGCAGGUUGAGUACGACUACCUCUUCCGCGAUUUUCUGCAUGUGCAAACGCAGCCCGCGUCCGACUUGUUGGAGCUGCGCCUCGGGCCAGGAGGCGCGCAGCAGGUCUUCGGGGGCGGGGUGGCAAAGAAGCAUACGGUCCUGCGAAAAAUCUCCGCCAUGACGGUCACGCGGUGUACCCGGGAGUUAACGGGGCACAGCUUUUUUCUGGGAAAGGACAAGGAAGCGGGUCUUGUGAGAAUGUCUUGGGAGCUGGAAGACGCGCAGGUGGGAAACAAAGCACAAGGCAAGGAGUCUGCGAAAGCCGAGAAGAAGCGUUUGCAGGAUGAGGAAAAGGCCCGAAAGAAGCAACAGAAGGAGGCCGAAGGGGCCGCGCUGAAGGCUGCGGAAGCGGAGGAAAAAGCUGUACAGCGUUUGGCAUUAUGCAUUCUACAUUUUUAGCGCAGGAGGACGAGCAGAGUGUCACGCGUUCGAAGUGUUUCGCCUUAACUAGUCUUCGGCGGAGGAUUCCCUGUUUUGUUAUCCACCUCUUAGGAUGUCACCAAAUUCAACAUUAUGCACUGAAAUUAUAUCUGACCACAGGAGACGACCCGGCUGCGAGCGUACCACAAGACCGUGGGCGACCGGUUGAAAACGUACGUCCAGGGACAGUGCAAGAGUGCGGACCUCAAGAUGUCGCCGGCUGAGUAUGAGCAUGUGUUCCGUGCCAUGCUACACUUGGAAUGCUCGAAGAAGAUUACGACCGAGUCGACGUAUCGGGACGGGUCAGUGACGGUCACAACGCAACACGUGAGCAAGGCCCUGUACCUGAGCGCCGACCAAGUCGCCUCCGUGUUCGGCGUGACGGAGACGCAGGGUGGAUCUUGGAACCCGGCCGACGGUCAAACGAGAUGGCGUAUCGCCUCCAUGGUAGCGAAGCGGACGGACCCAGGGGUCGUCUCUCUCGAGUGGACGCUCAACUACGAAGAUGAUCUUUGACCAGGCACGGUGGAUGAAUCUACCCGCAAGUGGUGCGGAGCUGCAGAGCUUUGCGCAAUGGAGAACUGGUUAGUAGAUACGUGUGUGAUUGUCCGGACUCGUACAAUGUGGAAGAAAGGAAAGGAAAGAAAAGAAAAACAACGCAGAACCGUUUACCAUCGCAUGUUGGGGGCUUAUCCCAAUGUGCUGACUGCUAGAUGAAUAUAGAAAUGGGCGAGCUACUGUUUCAUCUAAGAUGUGGUCAAAUAGGAACAACAACAAGACAGGCUUGCAGAUGCCAAAGACGAGAAAAUCUCGUCUCUCUCUGACAGCAAGCAAUAGAUGCAUACUGCUGGGAAAAAGAUUAUUUUAUCAUUAACGUGUCUCCUUUUCGUCAUUCGUCAUGGGCUAUCAUGAUCUCUUCUGCAACCAAAAUUGCCCUGCGCUGGUUCUGGAGCAAGAGUCCUACAAGGACGAAAGGAAGAUCUGAUUCAAGUCCAAGCAAU
Amoebophrya sp. A120 is the source of this 1930-nucleotide messenger RNA. The record is from the annotation of a GenBank genome assembly. NCBI's taxonomy places the organism in Eukaryota, Dinophyceae, Syndiniales, Amoebophryaceae.